This is a messenger RNA of Radiomyces spectabilis, 1176 nucleotides long. RefSeq lists its product as uncharacterized. NCBI's taxonomy places the organism in Eukaryota, Fungi, Mucoromycota, Mucoromycetes, Mucorales, Radiomycetaceae. The coding region runs from base 1 to 1176 and encodes 391 amino acids. The transcript has a single exon. The record is from RefSeq and is a predicted model, not a curated record.
AUGCCCCCUAUCGCCAUAUCCAUGGGCCUUUCUGUCACCGGUCAUGCCAACUCUGAAUACUUUCUUUGUCCAGUAUGUCCUGACCCCGUCAAAGGCACCUAUUUCACCAGCCGAUCGCUCGCUCAGCAUUGUAUGAAAAAGCACCGCAUCAAAUGCACCGUUGUCUGGCACUGCUACGAUUGUCCGCGCACUUUUGGUUCCCGCUCUGACUUUGUCCAGCAUCCCUGCGUUCGAAACUUUUUUGAACCGCACGCUCUACACGUUCCGCCAUUGCACCGACCUGGUCCCGGUAAUCUACCUAUUGACGACUUCCCUGCUCCCACGACAUCGACAUCGUUUUCCUGUCCUGUCUGUCAACGACUAUACAACAACCCCUCGCGCUUGCAAGAACAUUAUACAACCACUCACCACAAAUUCUUGCAUAUCGUCUGGACUUGCCCACGCUCCUGCGGCUUCGCCGAUAUCGAUAAGCUCAACUUUUCUCAUCACCUCAGGUAUGAUUGCAACGGCGACCCAAACAACUCCGAUGACAACGACACCCUGGCUUUUUGCCAUGGUUGCGAGCAAAACUUCCCUCGUCACGAACUAGACUCUCACCGAGCGACCCAUCCUGGUCUUAUCGAGGCUAUGGCGGGUGCCUGGUGUCUUCCCAUUGCGGGUUCUGAUCUCAACACGCUCAAAGAAGUCAUUGGCGACGUCGGAUGGGACCUACCAACAAUCAAACAACACCUGCAACAACGACACAUCUGGAAACAUACGAACAUCGUCAACGCUGCUGUCUCCCAGCUCAAAGCUACACGUCAAGCCAAUGAACCGGCCAUCGCCUCUACUCCUCCCUCAACGGAUGCCACUGAGACCGACGCUGCCACCAUCAUUGCUCAGCCGCGCUCAUCUACCACUAAUGUCGCCCCCACUGCUGAUACCUUCGACGAAGCUGCCGCCACUGAUAGUAACCUUCUCGAUAACGAUGAUGAUUCAGUUGUAAACGAUGCGAUAUACGGCACGCCACCAUCGACUUCACCGAUCAGUAUGCCUUUUAGGACUCCCGAAUCCAGCCCUCGCCUUACAGCCAGUGUGCUUGGAAAAUGGCCUAUGGCCCUUCGCUCGCCUCAACCUGAUUUCCAAGGACAUCGUUGUCCUCGUGUCGCUACCAUUGAUGGAACUCCAGUCCCAUGA